This is a messenger RNA of Peronospora matthiolae, 1050 nucleotides long. The record is from the annotation of a GenBank genome assembly. Lineage: Eukaryota; Oomycota; Peronosporomycetes; Peronosporales; Peronosporaceae.
AUGAUGUUUGCCUGCGCGCUGCCCCUGAUGAUCUGGGGAGACGCGGUACUAUACGCCGUUCACAUCCUCAACCGGAGCCCUACGCGAGCAAACGCAAAGAGAGCGUCACCACUCGAGGUGCUGACGGGCAAGACGCCGGAUCUGCGUGGAAUUGUCGUUUUUGGCUCCCAGUGCAGCGUGUAUAGAGACCCGCGCAAGAACUCGCUGCUGCAGCGCUCGGGGCGCGCCAUCAUUUUCAGCGUCAGCGAGGAAACCAAGGGCUACAAGCUGCUGCUGCCGCGUGACAAUAAAGUGGUCGUCAUGCACCACAUCAAGAACAUCAAGACAUUGACGGAGGCGCAAAACGCGCAACUCCAGCGCGCGAUGGACGUCGGCGAUCGAGCCGGAGGCCAGGAGGAGACGGACGCGCCAGCAGCAGCAGUGGCGAACGAUGUUCGCGCAGAGGGCAAGAGGGAGACGCGUAAAAGCAGAAAGCGAUGGACGCGAGCGGCGCAUAGAACACGCGGAGCGUUGAAACGCGCAGAAGCGGCUGCUCGUCAGGAGGAGACAGCCGCGAGCGGAGAAGUCUUGAUGCGCAGCGGAAAGCGCGAAGGGUGGGAGAAGGCGAUGCAAGAGGAGAUCGCCUCGCUUGAGGCCAACGACAUCUGGACUAUCACAAGGCGAACGGCAGGACAGCAUGCGCUGCACACCAAAUGGGUCUACAAGACCAAUACAGAUGCGCAGGGCGACCUCGAGCGGCUGAAAGCGCGACUGGUGGUGUAUAGGAACGAACAGGUGCUUGGGGUCGACUACACGCUUACCUUGGCUGCCGUGAUGGACCUAUCGACGAUCAAAGUGAUCCUGGCGCUUGCGGCUACGUGGGGGGUGCCUGCCAAGCACGGUGACAUCCCCAACGCCUACGUUAAAACGGACAAAGAGCCGCACCUGCGCAUCUAUCUACAGAUGCCGCACGGCAUGCCAGUCUCGAAGGAGACGCUACAAGCGCAAGGCGUUUCGAACGCGAGCGAGCUGGUGCUGGAGCUGCGGAAGAGCCUCUACGGGCUCAAGUAG